AUGGCGAGUCUUGGCCAUAUAGCCAGAGAAUCAUCCGACGUCACACGCCUCGCCCAGUUUUACAAAGAGGUAUUUGGGUUUGAGGAGAUCGAGAGCCCUGAUUUUGGAGACCUAAAAGUGAUAUGGCUAAACUUAGCAGGUGCUUUUGCAAUGCACAUCAUCCAGAGAAACACUUCAACGAACCUCCCUGAAGGUCCUUACAGUGCCACCUCAGCGGUUCGUGAUCCUAGCCAUCUCCCAAUGGGUCACCAUAUCUGCCUCACCGUCUCCAACUUCGACUCUUUCCUUCGUUCUCUCAAGGAGAAAGGGAUAGAAACUUUCCAGAAGUCUCUUCCUGAUGGAAAAGUCAAGCAAGUCUUCUUCUUUGAUCCAGAUGGAAACGGAUUAGAGGUAGCAAGUCGAUCUGAGUAA
Messenger RNA from Microthlaspi erraticum, 411 nucleotides. Lineage: Eukaryota; Viridiplantae; Streptophyta; Magnoliopsida; Brassicales; Brassicaceae. The record is from the annotation of a GenBank genome assembly.